CCAGCAGCCGCUUCCUUGUGACCGGGAUUGGGAGGCUGCUGGGAAAACAUGGCAGCUUCCUUUUGUUUGUGCGGAUUUACUCCACUCCGAGUUCGGAUUUAAAGACAUUCUUCAGGGGAUAGACGGAUCCCCACCACAUAUCUGGGCGUCAACACUGCCAGUUCUCCUCACCGCUGAAGCAGAAGGACAUGGAGCAGACCGGGAGCAGCGACAGUCUGGGCUCCAAGCGCUCCUCUUCUCGGCAGCCAAGUGUUGAUUCAUUGUCCAGUACUUCCACGUCUCGAUCUGAUCGUUCUGCCCAGGCCAAGCCACCCUCUGCCAUGUCCUCUGAAUCUGUGGCCACCUCUGCAGAGCUGUCCCCAGAGCUCAGGGUUAAGCCCAAAACUGCUGCCAAGCAUGUUCUUCGAGAGUCGGACAAAGAAGAGCCACAGUUACUUCCCAAUGAAACUGUGCAAGACAUGGCCCAAGAUGUCACAUACUUCUGUCCUUUCAUUGGAGCCCUGAGGGGAACAGUGAGCGUUACAAACUACAGACUGUUCUUCAAAUGCAUGGACAGGGAGCCAGCUUUUGUGCUGGAUCUGCCCCUCGGGGUGGUGAGUCGUGUGGAAAAGAUUGGAAGUGCGUCAAGCCGUGGUGACGUGUCGUACGGGCUGGUUUGCAAAGAUAUGCGUAAUCUACGAUUUGCACACAAGCAACUGGAGGACACACUCAGGAAGUCCAUUUUCGAAGUGCUGGUGAAAUUUGCGUUUCCUGUUUCCAACGGGCUGCAAAUCUUUGCCUUCGAAUAUGGGCAAGUCUUUCCUGAAAAUGGGUGGAAGGUGUACGACGCUCUCUCGGAAUACAAAAGACAGGGAAUACCCAAUGAGAGCUGGAGGAUAACAAAAGUAAACGAUCACUACGAGGUUUGUGACACCUACCCAUCAACUCUGGCUGUGCCUGUCAACAUACCAGACGAAGAACUGAAGAGAGUAGCUGCCUUCAGAGCCAAGGGAAGGAUUCCUGUGUUGUCUUGGAUCCAUCCGGAGAGUCAGGCGACAGUGACGCGCUGCAGCCAGCCGAUGGUCGGAGUGAACGGGAAGCGCAGCAAAGAGGAUGAGAAGUACCUCCAGGCCAUCAUGGACGCUAACGCUCAGUCCCAUAAACUCUUCAUCUUUGAUGCCAGGCCCAGUGUCAACGCUGCUGCCAACAAGAUGAAAGGUGGUGGUUAUGAAAGUGAGGAUGCGUAUCAAAAUGCUGAGCUGGUGUUCUUAGAUAUUCACAAUAUCCAUGUGAUGAGAGAGUCGCUCCGCAAGCUGAAGGAUGUGGUCUACCCCAACAUUGAGGACUCACACUGGCUCUCCAAUCUGGAGUCCACUCAUUGGCUCGAGCACAUCAAGCUGAUCCUGGCAGGAGCUCUUCGAAUCGCAGACAAGGUGGAGUCUGGGAAAACAUCGGUGGUGGUGCACUGCAGUGACGGCUGGGACCGCACAGCCCAGCUCACGUCCUUGGCCAUGCUCAUGCUGGACGGUUACUACCGCACCAUCCGCGGUUUCGAGGUGCUGCUUGAGAAAGAGUGGCUGAGCUUCGGUCAUCGCUUUCAGCUGCGCAUUGGUCAUGGCGAUAAGAACCACACAGACGCAGACCGUUCACCUGUUUUUAUUCAGUUCAUCGACUGUGUCUGGCAGUUGACUCGCCAGUUUCCUGCAGCCUUUGAGUUUAACGAGUACUUCCUGGUGACCAUCCUGGACCACCUGUACAGCUGCCUGUUUGGGACAUUCUUGUGCAACUGCGAGCAGCAGCGGUUGAAGGAAGAGAUUCCUAAGAGGACAGUGUCACUGUGGUCUUAUAUAAACAGCCAGCUGGAGGAGUUCAGUAAUCCUUUGUAUGUGAACUACUCCAACCAUGUGCUGUUCCCUGUAGUCAGCUUACGCCACCUGGAGCUUUGGGUCGGCUACUACAUCCGCUGGAACCCUCGCAUGAGACCUCAGGAGCCUGUUCAUCAGCGCUACAAGGAGCUGCUGGCGAAGCGCGCCGAGCUGCAGAAAAGAGUGGACGAGCUGCAGCGAGAGGUGACCAACCGCUCGGCCUCGUCCUCCUCUGAACGUGCGGGCUCCCCCACACGCUCCAUCACUCCAGUUCAGACCUUUGUUUGACACAACUUUGACCCCCUGAUGGGUGCAGAAUCUUAAAUCCUACCUGUAAGAAGGUGCCAUACAGUAGUAAUCAGUCGGCCACACCUGGCGCCAUGAGGAAAGCGUGGGACCAACUGGCUCUUUGAGUGACACACCGCAUCUUUACACUACCAACAAAAAGUCUGAUGUGUUUGCACAGGUCAACAGAGGAGCGUCUGCCUCACACUGCUUUACUACAGCCAUAUUGUAUUCUUCUUCCAGGAAUGAGAGACAUGUAACUAGAAUAGUGAGUACUGUUUAGCAUAUCGACCUACCUACAAUCAGUGUUGACACUAAAAUAUUACUCGGGUAAAAUAUGUAUGCCUUAUACACUUCAUAGGAACACUCACUUCAUUCCUCUACACUACCGAUGCUUUCCAUUUUAAAGCAAUACCGCUGAACCAAUUGUGAAGAUGUACAAUGCUGCAAAAAUGAGCUCUAGGACUAAAACCAACUAGCUCGGGAGAUGUUAAAUAUUCAGAAAUGUAGCAAAAGGGCUGUAAUGUUAGCUUCUUCUAAUGUUUAAAAUAUAUAGACAAAGUGCUUUAAAAAAAGUUGUCUUCACAAGUUAGUGCUUUUAGGUUGUUAUUACCAAAUAUUCAUGUUUUUUUUUUACUUUUUAUGAAUACAUAAUGUGUCAUGUAUGGCAUUCCUCUUAUUGAGUGAUUUAAGUUUUGUAAGUUUAAUUUUUCUAACUAGUUAUUUAUUAUCCGUUAGUCCAGGUUUUUAUUUAUGGCUCACAAACACUUAGUCUCAUGUCAUGAAUUUAUUAGAGUUGUUCCCAUGCAAUAUUAAUAAGCUACACAGAAAAUGCAACAGUUCAUUUGUCCCAGUCAAUAUUCAAUUCAUUACUAAAAUGUUAAUGUGUGGACAUUCCUAAGAGAUGCUUUUUAAAAAUAGUAAUAGCUAAUACUUUUUUUCAUAGGCGGCAGAAUGUGUAACAACUAAUAAUUUGCUUUGGGUGAUUUUUUUUUUAGUUUAAUAAAUAUCUGUGCCUUGCUCUGAAUGACUGAUUGGGAGAAAAACAAGAGAAAAGUGUGCACAGUUUUUUUAUUGCCAAGGUGAAACUGUUAUUGCAGUGUUUGUUAGCCUUUCAAUGAGUAUGUGAAUACUUAUAUAUAUAUGAAUAAAUAAAUAAACACAGGGCUCAACUUCAA
This is a messenger RNA of Centropristis striata (black sea bass), 3307 nucleotides long. It is a transcript of the gene mtmr2, whose product is annotated as myotubularin related protein 2. The record is from RefSeq and is a predicted model, not a curated record. The transcript is spliced from 16 exons. Gene Ontology annotation, biological process: dephosphorylation. The coding region runs from base 189 to 2132 and encodes 647 amino acids. Gene Ontology annotation, molecular function: phosphatidylinositol-3,5-bisphosphate 3-phosphatase activity. Lineage: Eukaryota; Metazoa; Chordata; Actinopteri; Perciformes; Serranidae.